Messenger RNA from Fonticula alba, 4590 nucleotides. RefSeq lists its product as hypothetical. The transcript has 4 exons. Gene Ontology annotation, molecular function: metalloexopeptidase activity. Lineage: Eukaryota; Rotosphaerida; Fonticulaceae. The coding region runs from base 40 to 4557 and encodes 1505 amino acids. The record is from RefSeq and is a predicted model, not a curated record. Gene Ontology annotation, biological process: proteolysis.
CCCCACCCCCCACCUGCUCCCCUCCUUGGCUAUGGAGCCAUGAGCCAGUCGCUGGAUAGCCCCCCCUCGCCCGGGCAGGACCACGCCGAACUGGGCCUGAGCCCGGCGACACACUCAUCGCCCCCGGCAUCGGCCUCGCCGGGAUCCCGCAGCUCGGUCCCCUCGCCCGGCCUCCCACCGGGUGCCAUGGAAAAGCAGGACUUCCCGAUCUAUGACGAUGAGUCGGCCCCGAACGACGCCCCCGACCACGACACGGUUUUCCACGACGACGGGGAUGACGGUGACGUUGACGAGACGGCGGCGUUGCUGAAUUCGGGGUCUGGCCCCAAUCUGGCCACCGGGUCGGCACACUAUGGCCCUGGCCUGGUGAGCCCCUCGCCCGGGGACGUUUCGUCCCGUGGUCGUACCUUCUCCAUUGCCAGCACCGCGUCGGUGGGAGAUUUGUUCUCCAAGCGCAGCCUCGAGGCGCUGGUGCCGGCUGACCGGCGCUGGCGUUCGGCCAUCGUCAUCUACCUGUUCUUCUCCUUGAUUGUGGUCAGUGCCUUCCUGAUUGUGGCACACAUGAAUGGCCUGCAGCCGAAGCUUGCCGAGUCCGACCUCGACCUCGGCGGGGAUCCCUUCGGUUUGAGCGAGCACCGUGCCCGCGACAAUGUGCAGGAGCUGGUCAACAUUGCGAAGCAGCACCACGGCGAGGUUCUUCCCUCCGGAUUGUCACUGCUGACCGGACGAGUGUCGACCACGGAGUCGGCCACGCGCACGCGGCAGUGGCUCGAGCGCAAGGUUGGCGAGUUGGUCGCCCUGGCCGAAGAGGGCGGCAGCCCGGCCGGCUGCACUGUCACCCUGGAGGUUCGGUCGCACAAUGGUGUCAUCAACACCAUUGGUCGCGACUCGGCGGUCAUCAGCUAUGCGGAUGUGGUGAAUGUGGCAGCAAGGGUUACCUGGCCCGGGGUCGGCUCGGAUGCCGGCGCCCUGUUGGUCAGUGCGCACUACGAUUCGGUCAUCCAUUCGCCCGGUGCAUCGGACAAUGGCGCCUCGGUGGCUGCGGCCCUGGAGGUCCUUCGGGCUCUGGUUAUUUCCCCAACCGAGUUGCCCUUUGAUGUGAUUUUCCUUUUCGAUGAUGCCGAGGAGUCUGGCCUUCUCGGGAUGUAUGGCUUCAUCCAUUAUGACCCCUGGUUUGCGGAUGUUCGCGCACACAUCAACCUGGACUCGGCCGGCGGCUGGCGCAUCCCGCUGCUCACCCAGAUGGGUGGCUCCAACAACCCAUACGCCCUGUCUCAGGCGAAGCUGGCGCGUGCGUAUGCCGGAGGCGUCAGCCCGCCACAUGCCUCGGCCUUGGUGACGGACAUUUAUGCACUGCUGCCCAGCUUCACCAACUACUAUGCCCUCAGCCAGAUGGGCAUUCCCGGGCUGGAUAUCGACCUCUACCAGAAUGGGUAUUCCUACCACACGCGGCUGGAUGGCCUUGAUGACUAUGUGCGUGGGACAUUGCUGUACUUUGCGCAGGCUCUACAUGGGACCGUGCAGCAGCUGGCCCUUGCCGGGCCCCUGCCCUCCCUGUCGCCGGUCAUCAGUCCCAACCCCUCCCUGGCGUCGGUGCUCGGGGUGGUGGGGGAUUCUUCGGUGCCGGAGCCCACUUGCAGCGCCAGCGGGGCCGAAGCCGUCGCAGCCUCCUCGGACCCCGGCGAUCCGGCGCCCGUCCCUCCGCCUGGCGUGUUCUAUGAUCUUUUCUUCACGAUCUUCGUUUAUUACAGCCACACAACGGCCCUGGCCCUCGGGGUGACCCUCUUUGUGGUGUGCCUGCUGGUGGCGGUGCUGACGUAUGUCCUGUCCGCGCGGCGGGUGAUCGCGGCGGCCACUCGCCUGCCGGGGACUCUCGGCGCGGCGGCCAGCUCUUCCUCCUCGCUCAAGGCCAUCCUCAGCAUUCGGAGCUCGCUCCAUGCCAAGGCCCUCUUCUCGACGAAGCCCUUCCAACAGGCUUUGACCCACGUAUGGCGGGCCCGGGUGCCGGCCACCAUUCGCAUGCAGGUGGCUGCCCUGCUGGCCGCCCUGCUGGCCAUCCCCCUGGCGGUGCUCUUCGGCGUGACCGGUGGUGCCAUGAUGGGGGCCCUGCGCCGGGCCAUCUGGUAUGCCAAUGCCCCGGCUUCGGUGGCCAUGAUUGCGGCCUGGUCGCUGGCCGGUGUCCUGAUGGCCGGCUGGCUGAUGUCCUUCCUGGGUCGGGCCCGGCCGGCGGAUGUAACGCGUGCGGCAUUGGCAUCGGCCGAUGCCUCAUCGCUCCUGGCAUCCACCCUUUCCCCGGGCAGCAUCAAUUCCUUCGACACCGGCUUCGGCGGGCUUGGCCAUGGUGCGGCCGGGGGUCCCGGCGAGUCUGCCACUGGAAAUGCCUCGGUGGUGGGCCUCACUGGCGGGACUUCCGGUGCGCAUGUGUCCCCGGCCGGGGCACCCGGUCCGGGCCGCGUUUCGGCAACCGGCUCAUCGGUGGCGUCCCUCGGCUCACGGGCAUCUACCGCCGCCUCUGCCAGCACGGCUGCCGGGAUUUCGGCAUCCGCCGCCGGCGGGCCGACCGGCCAUCCGAAGCUCAGCUCGGUCAAUUACUGCGGGUGUGGGUAUCUCCUGUCCCCGGGGGAGUACUGCCAUGGGUGUGGGAUCUCGGUGCCGCCGCUGUCGGCGCGGCAAAUGGCCGCAGCCUUCUCGGCCGGAGCGUCUCCCCCAACGGCAGGCUCUUCUUCGGGGCCUGGCGGCCUGCCGGGUGGCGGCAGUCCUGCCAUGGGGGCCAUUGCCGCUGGCGGGUCUCCCCCGGGUCACGGGGCGCUCGGUGGCCAUGGCGCCGGCAUGGGUGGCUCGAUUGGCGGAUCGGUUUCCUCGACAUCUGGAUCCUCGUCUCAGGUCGGGGUUGGCAAUGGUGUGGUCCUGCCACUUGGGUCCAUUGACCACCUGUCCUCGGAUGAUGAUGAUCUUGGCGUCGACCCGGGGGACAUUGACACCAGCCUGGCACUGUCUGGUGGUCCGGGCGGGUCGUCACUGUCCGGCGGCAAGUCCGGCCCGGGUCACCAUGCUGGUGGCAGUGCUGCGCAUACUUACAUCGAAAGUUUGACUUCGUCCUCAUCGGCGGCGGCCCCGCUGCUGCCCGGUGGCGGGGUUGCCGGUCCUGGGGAUUACUCGCACAUGCCUUCGAGUUAUGCCUACUCGCAUCGGCAGUACUUUGCCGGGGGCCCGGGCGAGGGCCCCGGUGGGGCUGGCGUCGUGAUGGUGGCCGGUGGAGGCCCCGGCGGAGCGGCCUCUUCGGUUGGCUUGCCAUAUUCCUCGUCGGCCAAGCGGAUUUCCAUGCUGACCACCGAGGAGCUGGCUGCCCUGGCCAAGUACCUCCCCCGGCGGAAGUCCCCAUUCCUUGUGACGCCGACGGUGGCCAUGGGCCUCUCCGUGUGGUUUGUAUAUUCGAUCAUGCUACUGAUCCUGUCGGUAUCGGGCUUUGGCAUGUCCUAUUUGGUGCUGUACUGGUCGCUGAUGUUCCUGCCGGCGGCCGUGAUUUGGAGCGUGCGCGUGUCCAUGUCGAAGGCGCGGCGAAACUUGCGCCGACUCUUGGCGGCGGUGGCUCUGCUCCUGUGGGUGGCAUUGCCGCUGACGGUGCACCUGUUCGUGUGCUGGGCCGCCGUGGCCGGCUUGAUCCCGAUGCUGGACCGGUUCGGGUCGACUUUCCCGGGCGACGCGGCUUUUGGCGCGGUGGUGGGCAUCCUCACCGGGCUGGGGUCCCUGCCGCUGUUGGUAAUCCAAACCCGAGCGUCGGUGGCCCGGACGGCGGUCACUUGGGCUACCCUGGCGGUGGCGCUGGUUGGGACCCUCCUGCUGGCGGCCUCGCUGCAGCCAUAUGACGCGCUGCAUCCCCGGCGGGUGGAUCUGAUGCACAUGUACAACAUGACGGAUCAGACGGUGUCGGUGACCCUGGGAGCUCCCAAUCGCGGGGACCUGCACCCGGUGCUGGACGCCAUGGAGGCGCAUGGGCUCGGCCAGGAGUCCUGGGUGCCGUGCUCGGUGCCGACCUACCAAUUCCAGAUGACUUCCAGCCAGACGGCUGGGUACUGCUUGCGGCCGGAGGCCCUCGGUCGGGAGCCAGGCACGUCGCUGCCUCGGCCGAAUGUCAUCCUGCCGAAGUACUUCUUCUCGUCGUCGGCAUCGCCGGUCGACCCGGAUUCGUGGCAGGCCCAGUUGGAUAUCCUGGCGCCGGGGGCCGCGAAUUUGGUCAUCUACUUUGACGGCGAUUUGGAGGAUUGGUCUCUGCCGAUUGAGAUCCCGGAGGCAGGGCACGCCGGGCACCUGGCCACCGGGCCCGGGGAGCGUGCCGUUUCCCGGCGCGCCUCCAAUGGCUCGGUCAGCUCGUUGGUCUUGACCUUCCCCGGGCGCACGACCGAGGUCAAUGUCCGGGUGUGGGCCAGCUAUCCCUUCCACACGCCGGAGCUCCGGCUCGUGGACGAGUCCUUCCCGGCGGAGGCGGCCCACUGGCACAAGGCCAACAUGCCUGGGCCUGUGAUCAUCACGUGGAACUUCCAGGUUUUGGCCCCGUGAACCCGCUCCAAUAUCACGCACUCAUUUGCUCGA